AUGACGACAACCUUGUAUUUAUUCAACUUCAUCUUUAUUUUUUUCUUUACAAUUCGAUUAAUCUCUAAUUCUUCUACUCAACAACGAAUCUAUUGUGUUAUUAAAACUUUUGGUAAAAAUUUAGCAACACGAGCUUUAACUAUUCAUCAAACAUGGGCACGUCGUUGUGAUAAACAUAUAUUUUUAACAGCAACUAAUCUUACAAAAUGGAAUAAUAUAUCAUUACCUAUUUUAAAUUUAUAUGAUGUUAGUGAUAAUUAUAUUGAAUUAAGUAUUAAACUGAUGAUGAUACAUAUGUUAUUAUGGAAAAUUUACGUCAAUUACUUUAUCAUACUAAAAAAACCAUUAGCAUUUGGACAUUUAUUUGCACCAAAAAAUGGUGCACCUAAUCAUUUAAGUGGUGGUGCUGGUUAUGUAAUAAAUACAGUUGCUCUUCAACGAAUGUUACCUAAUUUACAAACAAGUUGUGCACAAUGGUAUGUACCUGGAAUGGAAGAUGUUUAUGUAAGUCGAUGUUUACAAUAUUUAAAUGUAUCUUUGAAUGGUGCUAUUGAUGGUUAUCAUCAUCGUUUUUAUCCAUUAGAAUUUCUUACUAUGCAUAAAAUGGAUAUUCCAAAAUGGUUUUCUGAUUAUAAUACUUUAAAAAAUCUUAUCCAGGUUUUAAUUGUUGUUCAUCACAAUCGAUUAG
Messenger RNA from Rotaria sp. Silwood2, 688 nucleotides. NCBI's taxonomy places the organism in Eukaryota, Metazoa, Rotifera, Eurotatoria, Philodinida, Philodinidae. The record is from the annotation of a GenBank genome assembly.